AUACCUAGCACAUGCUACGUGCGCGCCGUUUUCAGCUUCUCUUCAGUUCAGUUAUCUAGUCUCAUAAUCCGAGUCGUGGUUGUAGUGCCUAAUUUGACAGUUUACAAAAAUAUAAUUAUUAUAACUAACCGAAAUGCUCAAGGAAUAGGAGCCUAGAGUGGUCUGCCAAAAUAAUGUUAAUUUAGCAUACCGCAGAAGAAAGACGUUUUAAUCAUGUUAUUUGAGAGACCAUUAAUCCGGGUUCUUCCGCUUGGUUUAUUGCACUAUAAUUUAAAGCGACUAUGACGGUCUAGUUUAGUAUAUGAAGAUGUGAUCUUGAGUAAAUGGUUUUUCAGUAUCAUUACUUUGUGUUCGGUAUUUCAGCAGUCUAGCAUUAUGCGCGGCGGAACAUUUUUUAGUAAAUUUUACGAAAGCUUACAUUCAUAUUAUUAGAAGAUAUUUUAUUACUGUAAAUGAAUUUGUUGUUUAACAUCACGUGUUUCUCAUAUACACGUACGGUAAUUUCAAUUAAUUCUAACCAACCAGCACGUUGUCAGUGAGAUAUGUAUGUAAACCGGGCCCAAAGUUUUAAUGUGUUCUUUUCACCCCAGUAGGCUGCUUAAUGUUUUUCAUAUUUGGCGGGAUAGUUAAAGGAAGGAAGAUUCAAUGUUUACAAUAAUGAAAACUACCAAUAAGCUUUGCCUAAUGUGACUCGUUUUAAUAAUAAUAUUUUUUUUAGUAGUUCUAGUUUUUCUUAGUUGAACUGGUGGGGAUAGGAUGAUUCUAAAAUUCUAAUGGCGUGCAUAUACACUGACACCAGUCAAUCAUGCAACCCGCGACUCUCAACAAAUUAAAGCGACGUUUUAAAAAUACAAGCCCAAUUCAUCUUAUUAUAAGCGGACUUGGCAAGCGCGUGUGAGUCAGAUCUGAUUGGUCUCUUCAAGUGGACCCGCCCGCAAAAGAAAUCAAGUCAGUGAUUGGCGGGCAGGUCAGUCGCGCCAGAAUUAAACAGACUACAGAGAGUUCAGACAGAGUUCUCAAAGAACAACAUUUAUACACAUAUUUUAUUACUUUUAAGUUAGAUAGAUUUUUAUCGUCAUGUCCACUCCACCAAAAAGAAUGUGCGUCAGCCCGUCUUUCGACAACAGCUUUGAGAAGAGGGGGAAGAAAAUUUCCAUUGAGGGGAAUAUUGCGGCUGGCAAGUCGACAUUUGUGCGGAUGCUGGAGAAGGUUUCUAAUGAAUGGGAGGUCACUCCUGAACCUAUAGCCAAGUGGUGCAAUGUGCAAACCACUGAGAAUGCUUUUGAGGAGCUCUCCACAUCCCAGAAGAGCGGUGGCAACCUCCUCCAGAUGCUGUAUGACAAGCCCAGCCGCUGGGCCUACACCUUCCAGACCUACGCCUCCCUGAGCCGGGUGCGCUCCCAGCUCCAGCCCGUCUCCCCGAAGCUGCGUGAGACAGAGCACCCCGUGCAGUUCUACGAGAGAUCUGUGUACAGCGACAGGUAUGUGUUUGCCUCCAGCCUGUUUGAGUCAGGAGACCUGAAUGAAACGGAAUGGGCGAUCUACCAGGACUGGCACAACUGGCUGCUGAAUCAGUACGAGUCUCAGAUAGAGCUGGACGGGAUAAUCUACCUGCGAGCGGAACCACAGCAAUGUAUGAAGAGGCUUCAUUUGAGAGGGCGUGAAGAGGAGCAAGGCAUUGAGCUGGAGUACCUGGAGAAGCUCCACUACAAGCAUGAGUGCUGGCUGUACAGCAGGACCACUCGGGUGGACUUUGAAUACUUGAAAGAUCUCCCAGUUCUGGUGCUCGAUGUUAAUGAUGACUUUAAAAAUGACAAGAUUAAACAAGAGUGCAUUAUAGACAAGGUUAAAGAAUUCUUGAGUUCAUUGUAAGAAUGACUGAAUGUUGGACUGCCAUGGAACUUUGCACUGAUAUUUUGGGUGCCAGCACUGCAGGAUAUACCUCAUACAACGAUGAUUUUAUUUCAGAAGCAUAAUUCUCCAAUCCUAUACUUCUGGUGGACAUCUGAAUAAGCAUUACCUUCUGAAGCCAGACAGCCAGAUCUUUGGUGGACAAUUCCAUAAACUGUUACCUUGGCCAUUCUGGCUCCUUGAAUGUUUGUGUACUGUGCUUGCCUUGAUUCCUGUGUUUUAGGGGUAACAACAUUCUAGUACAUUUUACCCAUAUAUAUAUACAGUGCCUUGCGAAAGUAUUCGGCCCCCUUGAACUUUGCGACCUUUUGCCACAUUUCAGGCUUCAACCAUAAAGAUAUGAAACUGUAAUUUUUUGUGAAGAAUCAACAAGAAGUGGGACACAAUCAUGAAGUGGAACGAAAUUUAUUGGAUAU
Acipenser ruthenus (sterlet) is the source of this 2327-nucleotide messenger RNA. RefSeq names its product deoxycytidine kinase 2-like. Gene Ontology annotation, cellular component: mitochondrion; cytoplasm. Gene Ontology annotation, molecular function: deoxyguanosine kinase activity; ATP binding. The record is from RefSeq and is a predicted model, not a curated record. The transcript has 7 exons. Gene Ontology annotation, biological process: nucleobase-containing compound metabolic process. NCBI's taxonomy places the organism in Eukaryota, Metazoa, Chordata, Actinopteri, Acipenseriformes, Acipenseridae. Bases 1078 to 1872 code for a protein of 264 amino acids.